UUGCAUACCAAAUAAAUAGGAACAUAGGACGGAGCCGUAUCUAGGAGUUGUGUUGUACAACAUAAACAAACGAAGACACGUCUGUAAAGACCUGAAAUUCUUUCUACAGCACUAUCUUAGAUUUUUGUGUACUCUCUGGACAAAGACUACCAACAAUGGCUGCUGAAGUGGAAGAAACUCUCAAAAGGAUUCAGUCGCACAAGGGCGUAUUCGGCACAAUUGUGGUGAACUCCGAAGGUAUUCCUAUUAAGACUACCAUGGACAACACAUCAACUGUUCAGUAUGCUGGUCUUGUGAGUCAGUUGGCCGAUAAGGCGAGAAGCGUCGUUCGAGAUUUGGAUCCAACAAAUGACCUUACAUUCCUAAGAGUCAGGACUAAGAAGCAUGAAAUCAUGUUAGCCCCUGAUAAGGAUUACAUCUUGAUUGUCAUUCAGAACCCAUCUGACUGAAGAAAACUGCUGAAUUUCAACAAGAUUCACAACAGCUGCUGUCUGUUCAGACCUAUUUUCUUGGUGCCGUAAGAAUUGCGCACAGCUCAACAAACACCUAAAUUUUCAUUGUCGAAUUGAUUGUUUCACUUUUAUUACAACAAGGAAAAUCAUGUUUGGUUGUUACCGGGCUAUGCGCGAUUUUUAUUGCACCAAGACGCUAUAAUAUUAUUUAUACUUCACUAGAUAGUUUAUUCGUUUUCAAUAUAAAUCAUUACUAAUUUCUGAAUUAUAGUAUUUGGCUGAAAGUUUCAUUCUCUUACAUGUAACAUUAUUGAUAUUAUCCUUUGUAUUAUGAAAUUUCUUCAAUCAAAUAAUAAAAUAUUUAAGUAAUUACAUUAA
Messenger RNA from Cloeon dipterum, 830 nucleotides. RefSeq names its product roadblock (gene robl). Gene Ontology annotation, molecular function: dynein intermediate chain binding. Gene Ontology annotation, biological process: microtubule-based movement. Gene Ontology annotation, cellular component: cytoplasmic dynein complex; cytoplasm; centrosome. The coding region runs from base 156 to 449 and encodes 97 amino acids. The record is from RefSeq and is a predicted model, not a curated record. NCBI's taxonomy places the organism in Eukaryota, Metazoa, Arthropoda, Insecta, Ephemeroptera, Baetidae. The transcript is spliced from 4 exons.